Messenger RNA from Chara braunii, 1641 nucleotides. NCBI's taxonomy places the organism in Eukaryota, Viridiplantae, Streptophyta, Charophyceae, Charales, Characeae. The record is from the annotation of a GenBank genome assembly.
GAAAGAAGGACAAGUGCCGGAAGAAAUCGAGGGCCGAAAAGAAGCAGUCGAAAUGUGAUGGGCAGAAGCGGCGCCGGCCCCUCUGCGAAAACGGAGCACAAGCGAAGCCGCAAAUCCGGAUCGAAAGUUACAGUCCCUUCGAGUGCACGGGAGAUUUUAACGCUGAAAGAACGUAACGAGUCGCCCCCCUCGACCCCCGUCCGCAGAAAGCGCGGAAGCGGCGCCGAGAACCGUCCGCCAAAGACCCCGGAAAAAAGAUUGCGGGAUGAUAGAAGCGCGACUACGCACCGCAAAACAAAGAAGAGAAUAUCCUACAAAGACGACAGAACAGUGGAGACAAUCGAUAUUAGAGGGUCUGACGACAGGCACAGCGGACCCCAAGUGGAAGAAGAGGAGGAACACGGCCGUUCCGCGUCAGAGAAGUCGGAUGGUGCGGAGGACGAGGAGCCAGGAAACGAGGGAGACGACAACGAUUCUUUCCGCAGACAAUCGCAAAACACCGAUGAGGACGACGACAGCGACGGCAAGUCGGCCAGCGAGAGAACCGGCGAAGACCAGAGCACAGCUUCGGAAAGAGGUGGUUCGCCAUUUCCUUCGAGGACGCUGCGCAGAGAAGGAGAACGGCAGGCAUGCAAUGGCAGCGACACCGAGGAGCGUGUCGGUGACAGACAAAUCGUACAGCACGUCAGCGCCGCCGAAAAAGUGCGCGCAAGCGGCGGAGCCGUGCAAGGACCGAAGGACGAGGGCGCCGCAUUCGCGAAGAAAAUGAAGGGCAAGCUGUUGCGUUCCGUCGCCAAAGCUUUUGCGUUCUCUGCGGCAAACGACGCAACUCUGUACCUGACAGAAGACGCGUUUUUCGCGGCGGUGCAAGCGACGGCGAAACUGGCAAGGGAGACAGCAGAGGAAGGGCUGCGGUCUCACAUAGCAGAGUGCGGGAUUCGAAUUGUCAUAGGGGAAUGCAACAGAAUGAUGACGACGAUCCGCGGAGAGAUUACAUGGCAGCUGAAACAUUGGUUUUGGGCUGAAAAAGGGAUUCCGCUCGCCGGAUCGCAGCAAACGGACCACCACCUCCCCACUCGCAACAAGAUGCGCACCGAGAUGAAGGAGAACAAGACGUGGAGACGGAGCGGCGACGAUCCGUGGGGCGCCCCCGCCUUCAAGACGACACUCUUAAAAGUUUUUCAGAUGAGGAAGGAAGGCCGGAAUCUGGGCGUCACCCUGCAGCAACUGGCUUUUGCGGAGAUGGUCAUUCAAUGUGAGAUAGAACAGACAACGAAGACGACACGAGCUGCGGAGCAGAUAGAAAAAUUGGUAUCUAUAAAGCAGGCAAUCGUCUCAUCUCUCCGUAGCCGAGACACGGUAAUGAGUUUUUCCGUCUUCAAACUGGACUGUUCCGUAUCCGUGGCUGAGAAGGCAGCUGCGCUCUUUCGCUCUGGCACGCUGUCUGUCCACAGGCCUGGGCCUCCAAGCAUCACAAUAACGGAUGACGAUUACGACAUCAAGUUCAUUCUCCCUCAGAGUACAGCAGCCGGAGACGGGGACAGGCGCACCGACAGUCUGUGCGCCGCACCCUGAACAACGAGGGACAGUUUGGCGACAUUUCGACAUGGAAGGGAGGAUGCGGGGCAAUGACUAAACGGU